Messenger RNA from Camellia sinensis, 1570 nucleotides. NCBI's taxonomy places the organism in Eukaryota, Viridiplantae, Streptophyta, Magnoliopsida, Ericales, Theaceae. The record is from RefSeq and is a predicted model, not a curated record.
CAAAAUAUACUUGUAAAUUGAUGUUUAUGUAAAAAAAAACGAGACAAGGCUUGAAAUUAAGAUAUCAUGGGUUUGGAAAAGCCAGUCAUUACUACUUGAGCAACACAUUAUAUGCAUUUUUUCUUUCUCAUUAUUACGUUUUCUUUUAACUGCACAUGCAUUGCGUGUGCGGUCCACUAGUGUAUAUAUGGUGUCGUUUGGAAAAUGGUCGGCUUUUUGAUUUUUUUGACUAUUUUAACCUGGGUUAAAAAGCUUGGUUUGAGAAUGAUUUUUUGACUUUUUGAUUUUUUUUUAUUUUUUUUUGUGAGAGAAGAGUGUGAUGAUUUUGAGUUGGAUGUAAUGUUUUGUUUGUUGUGACUAAAAUAAUCUAUUUAGUCUUUUAUAGUUAAAAUAAUCUCAAACCUAUCCAAACCCACUUGUCAAAUCAUGCCUAUAUAUGUUUUUUUAGUUUGUUAUGCAAGCAAAGAACAUAAAAAUGUCAUUAAUAUUUUAUAUAUAUGGGCAGCUAGGUGGGUCAGAUAUCAUUAGUAGCGUGAUCAGAUCAUGUUUAUCUUAAGAAAAUAGAUGAUUUAUUUCCAAAGCCGUCAAUUUUUUCAUGGUUUAUUGCCAAAGCCGUCAAUUUUUUUAUUUCUGUUUUAUGUUUUAAGGAUGAACGCGAUCUAAUCAUGUGUUCCUACCGAUGUUUGAUUUAACUUUUUUAAUGAGAGUGAUCAUCUCAAUUAAAUUUAUAAAAAAUUUAUAAAAUAAACGAUUUGAAUUAUUAAGAUGGGUCAAGAUUAAGUCUACAACAGAAAAUUAGAGGAUCCAAUCAAUUUUAUUGACCGCAGAAAAGUUAAUCCUAUAAUAAUAACUAUAACGGAUAUAUUAUGGUAUUGUAAUACUUAAAUAGUGAUAUGUGUUAAUGAUGAGAUGAUAUUACUAUUACAUUAAUUUUUUUACCUUAAUUUAAAUAUCUCUUCCACAAUGAGAGGAAACCGUUUUGACAUCUUUUCUUCCCUCCCUCUCUCUAAUCACUGAGAUUUUUAUUUUUAUUUUUGAAUUUUUUCUUUGUUCCACCGUGAAAGGCUCUCCUUCAAUGUAACAAAAUCUGCAGGAGUAGAGAGAAGAGAAUCAAACAAACAACAAAGAAACGGAAGAGAGAGAGAGAGAGAUAUAUAUAAAUUUAAAUGGCAGAUUGCAGGCCAUUGGGUUUCUUGAUAGGACUGCCAUUCGCUUUCAUUGCUUUUCUUCUCUCUCUUGUUGGUGCUGUUGUUUGGGUCCUCGGGAGUGUGCUGAGUUGCCUGUGCCCUUGUUGCAUAUGUUGUGCUGGGAUUGCAAAUUUGGCAGUGAUUCUUUUGAAGUUUCCUGUUACAGUCAUUAAAUGGUUCACUGACCUCAUUCCUUGCUGACUCAUCAUUAUUAGUAUCUAAUGCCUUAGAUGAGAUUAGUGUUUGUUUGAUAAUUAGUAUUUGAAUUAUCAAUCAUUUGGAUUAUAUCUUUCAACAGUGAUUCAGACCUUUAAAAGUAUAGUUUUAAUUUGAGUUCUAUUGAGUUAGCAAAAAAACAUACACACAUCACAUUACAAGUGAGA